AUGUCUUCACCACCAACUCUUUCAUUACCAUCGAACGCCGUAGCAGGUCUGUACGCGCGCCCUGGACCAGAUUCUGAAGCAGCAUUAGCCGCCCUCAUCAACGAUGCCAAAGCGAACAGCUUAGACUCUGUUCUCGACUCCAUCAUUUAUCAUUUCAUCCUCUCCGCAUUCGCCGAACCGACAAAGAUCGACUCCCUCAUCGAUUUUCUUGCCUCAAUAGCGUCUCGUAUCACACCCUCGCUCUCACAUCCAGGAAAUCCAGAAGAAAAGUACAUGUCUACCCCUCUUCGUCCCUCUACUGGACCGAACAUCCUCUCCGAGCGUCUGUCACAUACGUUGUACGGGCGUCUGUGGGAGUUAACCUCUCGCGCCGUUACUCCCGAUGAAGAUUACGACAAGACGCUUCCGAAGAAAUAUUACAUCGAUGCCUGUAUCAUUUCAACCAUCCUCGCCCGGGCAUUUGCAACCCAGCCACUUUAUUUCAGAGAUUCACUCUGGCGCGAGGUUGAGGACGUGCUCGUCAAAUCGUUGUUCUCAGGUCCAGAACAGGAACCUGGCGUAUUCGUCGCUCUAUCCGCUCUCUUGCUAGGGGCAGGCAGCGAAAUCAGAGAGUACUUAGGCGCCGAAAGGGGUAAGCGAGGUAAAGGGAAGGCCUGGUUGUGGUACGACGACGUUCGGACGCAGAAGGACGCAGAGUGGGGAUGGGAAGACAUCAUUGAAGCUCUUCUUGAAGUGCCCGAAGAAGAGCUGUCCACCAACCUACCCGACUACGUUGAAGCUACCUUGGCUCUGGCCAAGGUUCACGUAGGUCAUGGUGAUGGUGAAAUUCCCAGCUGGGAUAGCGAUAAACUAGCUCAAGAAGCCUUCAACUGGCUUUGA
Messenger RNA from Laccaria bicolor S238N-H82, 879 nucleotides. RefSeq lists its product as uncharacterized. Lineage: Eukaryota; Fungi; Basidiomycota; Agaricomycetes; Agaricales; Hydnangiaceae. The record is from RefSeq and is a predicted model, not a curated record. The transcript has a single exon. The coding region runs from base 1 to 879 and encodes 292 amino acids.